AUGUCACCAAUUGAAGAAGAAAUAAAACCUGGUAUUCCAAGGAAGGUUAGCAGUGUCGAAGAGAUACUCAUUAAAUGUGAGUGUUGGGUUAAGAAGGAUGAUGAAGAGAGGUUAGCAGAGAUUUUGUCGAUUAACUCUAGAAGGUCUCCUCCGAAAUUUUAUGUCCAUUAUUUAGAUUUUAAUAAACGUUUAGAUGAAUGGAUCACUACAGAUAGAAUAAAUUUAGACAAAGAUGUCAUUUUCCCACGACCUAAAGGUUUGGAGGAUGAUGGUAAUAAAAAUAAGAAGAAGCAAAAGAAGAAAGCAGCGUCUGAGACCCCUAAUUCAGAAGGUAAUAUUAAAUCACAAUCAGAGACUCCAGAAGCUGGUAUGAUGGAUUUAGAAAAUUUAAAUGUUCAAGGUAUUAAAAAUGAGGAAUUAUCAAGGGAGGAUGAAAUUAAAAAAUUGAGAACUUCAGGUUCUAUGACUCAAAAUCCACAUGAGGUUGCUCGUGUCAGAAAUAUUAAUAAAAUUAUCAUGGGAAAGUUUGAAAUCGAACCAUGGUAUUUUGCUCCAUAUCCAAUUGAACUUACCGACGAAGAUGUUAUUUAUAUAGACGAUUUUACUUUACAAUAUUUUGGUUCUAAGAAGCAGUACGAACGUUAUAGAAAGAAAUGUACCCUACGACACCCUCCUGGUAAUGAAAUUUACCGUGAUGAUUACGUUUCAUUUUUUGAAAUUGAUGGGAGAAAACAAAGAACAUGGUGUAGGAACUUAUGUCUACUGUCAAAAUUAUUUUUAGAUCAUAAAACAUUAUACUAUGAUGUUGACCCAUUCUUGUUUUAUUGUAUGACAAGAAGAGAUGAACUAGGUCAUCAUCUGGUAGGUUACUUCUCCAAGGAAAAAGAAUCCGCAGAUGGCUAUAAUGUUGCAUGUAUUUUAACCUUACCUCAAUAUCAGAGGAUGGGUUAUGGUAAGCUAUUAAUCGAAUUUUCAUACGAAUUAUCAAAGAGAGAAGGUAAAGUAGGUUCUCCGGAAAAACCACUUUCAGAUCUGGGUCUGUUAUCAUACAGAGCAUUCUGGUCUGACACAUUGAUUGCAUUGUUAGCCGAGCAUGGGAAUGAAAUUACCAUCGAUGAAAUUAGCUCAAUCACUGCAAUGACAACGACAGAUAUACUGCAUACUUCCAAAACAUUAAAUAUACUAAGAUAUUACAAAGGACAACAUAUUAUCUUUUUAAGUGAAGAAAUUCUUGACAAGUAUGAACAGAUGAAGGCCAAGAAUAGAAGAAAAAUUGAUCCAGAAAGAUUGGUUUGGAAACCUCCUGUCUUCACUGCCGCUCAAUUGAGAUUUGCAUGGUAA
Molecule: messenger RNA, 1341 nt
Organism: Vanderwaltozyma polyspora DSM 70294
Lineage: Eukaryota; Fungi; Ascomycota; Saccharomycetes; Saccharomycetales; Saccharomycetaceae
Gene: ESA1
Product: NuA4 histone acetyltransferase complex catalytic subunit ESA1
Exons: 1
Coding region: 1-1341 (446 amino acids)
Biological process (GO): regulation of DNA-templated transcription
Molecular function (GO): histone acetyltransferase activity
Source: RefSeq, a predicted model, not a curated record